Messenger RNA from Peronospora belbahrii, 201 nucleotides. NCBI's taxonomy places the organism in Eukaryota, Oomycota, Peronosporomycetes, Peronosporales, Peronosporaceae. The record is from the annotation of a GenBank genome assembly.
AUGCUCGUAGGCAAAUCUAAAAGUGACAAGGAUAAUGGCGCCGGAGAUUUUUGCGAGGGGUUCAAUAACAAUCCAACUUGUGGAUGCUUUUCAUAUCCUUUGCAGUUAGCCGCCUAUUCCCGCAAACACUCUCAUCAUAUUCCAAGGUUGCAGCUGAACCCUUCUUGGGCGCAUUUUAUCCAACUCCUGGUAGUCGCAUAG